GCAAUGCGCCACUGCGAAUGUUUACAUUUUGGAGACCUGUUAUAUAAAUUUGUUGUUAUUUGUAUUUGUCUGUCAACCUGUCGUUAUGUUUCUUGUUGGCUUGACCGGUGGUAUUGGCAGUGGUAAAAGUACAGUUUCGGAUUAUUUUAAACAACUUGGUGUUCCCAUUAUUGAUGCUGAUAAGAUAGCAAGAGAAGUGGUGGAACCUGGAACCUUGGGAUGGAAAAAGCUAAGACAGCACUUUGGACAAGAUCUUUUUCAUGAAACAACCGGCGAGAUUGACAGACAGAAACUAGCAAAUAUAAUCUUUUAUGAUGAAGCAAAGCGGAGAUUACUCAACUCUAUCACACAUCCAGAAAUCACGAAAAGUAUAGGCUGGCAGGUUGUUAGUUAUUUUAUAAAAGGUUACCAGUUUGUGAUUUUAGAUGUCCCAUUGCUAUUUGAGAGCAAGACCAUGCUGAAGUACUUGAAAUACACUGUUGUGGUAGAUUGUGAUGAAGAGCAGCAGCUUCAGCGUGUAAUGCUGCGGAAUAGCUUCACCGAGGAACAUGCCAGAGCAAGAAUCGCCUCUCAGAUGCCACUUCGAGAAAAGUGUAUUCUAGCUGACUAUGUGAUAGCCAACAGUGAUAGCGGAAAAAAUACCGAAGUUCAGGUGAAACAGUUGUACCAGACACUGACAGACUCCAAGGCUCAGUGGAGGAUGAGAAUGUUUAUUGUACUUUUUGGUUUUGCAUUGAUUCUUAUAGGCUUCUGGUGGUCAGGUGUACUAUUGAUAACAAAAUAUAAGCAAACAGGUUUGGAAACAGCUAGUUUAUAAUGAAUCAUAUAUGAUGCAUAGAUUUGUGGUCAUACCUGACAAGGGAGGUGGUGGUAGACCUAAGAUAAUUUAAAUGUUCAGAUUUAAGUGAAGCCUAAUUUUCAAUGUAAAAUCACUGUAAAUUCUACUUCUUACAUGUGUUUUUGACACAUGUUGUUAUAUGUUGUUACACAUGUGUACAUAUUAUGUUGUAGAAGAAUAUUUGAGUUAACAAAUGCUAUGGAAUUCCUUGCUAUGUAAUUUGAGUGAGUUGCAUUGAAUUGUCUCAAAAUCAGGAGAUAUUUGUGUACAUGCCAGUAGAUAGGAUGUACUGCUUCAUAAAAAUAAGGUAUUCAUAGAAAUGUAUAUAUACCAUAUGUAUAUGGUAUGUAUAUGUAAAUGUAUAUGGUAAGUAAUAUUACCAUAGUGCUUAAAAUUUAAUGCUAGAUAAUUUUAUCAAACAGAUAACAGGGACGAUAUAGUGUUGAAUUUAAAGCAUAUGCUGGUAAGAAUAGAGAGAGCUUUAUCACACACUGUACGCACAAACAUACAUAGAAUAAUUAUGAUAAGUUGAUGGUCAAGUAAAUUUUUUUGCGUUACUGCUGGCAAUUUGCCAUUUUCCCUACAUUCAAUUGAAAUAAAUGCAAUUUUUCUCACAAAGAGCAUGAUGUAUAUAAAUAAAAAUAAAUGUAAUAUGUUUAAUGUUA
Messenger RNA from Priapulus caudatus, 1503 nucleotides. Its product is annotated as dephospho-CoA kinase domain-containing protein-like. Gene Ontology annotation, biological process: coenzyme A biosynthetic process. The record is from RefSeq and is a predicted model, not a curated record. NCBI's taxonomy places the organism in Eukaryota, Metazoa, Priapulida, Priapulimorpha, Priapulimorphida, Priapulidae. Gene Ontology annotation, molecular function: ATP binding; dephospho-CoA kinase activity. The transcript has 6 exons. The coding region runs from base 86 to 817 and encodes 243 amino acids.